Messenger RNA from [Torrubiella] hemipterigena, 1107 nucleotides. The record is from the annotation of a GenBank genome assembly. Lineage: Eukaryota; Fungi; Ascomycota; Sordariomycetes; Hypocreales; Clavicipitaceae.
AUGUAUCUUACAGAUAUCAACGGCAGCCACGAGGAAAUCCAGUGGAUGUUUCCACUGAGAAGGUAUGCGAUGGAAAAUUGGCCCCGCUAUGCUGCUUUGGCUCAGGACUCCUCUGUUGUAGUACAAGCCACUGUUGAAUUCCUGGAGGAGGAAGUGACGUUCCAGAGAUGGACAGAAUUAUAUGUGGAUAACGGAAUUUGGAAUAAUGGUUCAAGCUCGAAAAGAGCUUCCAGGCUCUACUAUGCUUGCCUCAAUGGCCUUACAAACACGGCUAGAGAGUUAAUCAACCAUGGACAGGAUGUUAACGCACGAAACGGCAACAAUGGCACAGCUCUCCACGCAGCCUCAAAAAACGGCCAUCAAACAACCGUUCAACUACUAUUGGACAGGGGAGCCCAUGUCAAUACCCAAGGCGGUGACUAUAGCACUGCUCUCUAUGCCGCCUCAUUUGGAGGUUAUCAAGAGGUUGUUGAACUACUUCUAAGUAGAGAAGCCGAUAUCAAUAUUCAAGGCGGCUCCUAUGGUACUGCCCUUCAAGUCGCCUCAUCACAAGGCUAUCGAGAUAUCGUUCAACUUCUUUUAGAAAAGAAAGCUGAUAUUGAUAUACAAGAUGGCUACUUUGGUACUGCUCUCCAAGCCGCCUCAUAUGAAAACCAUCAGAAGAUUGUUCAACUACUAUUGGACAAGGGAGCCGACGUUAAUGUAAAAGGCGGCAGUUAUAGCACCGCUCUCCAAGCCGCCUCGUCAGCAGGUAAUAAAGAGAUUGUUCAACUGCUUCUAGAUAAGGAAGCUGAUGUUAAUACACAAGGUGGUAUUUACAAUACAGCCCUCCAGGCCGCCGUGAUGAAAGGGUGGCGAAACUCUCGAAGUCCACUGCUGCCAUUUGAGGGAUGGGACGAUAUGGACCUAGGUAUUAGCACAAAUACCGCUCGUCGAGUUGUCUCCUUGAAAGAUUAUCAAGAGAUUGUUCAUCUAUUAUUGCAAAAGGGGGCUGACAUCCAUAUACAAGGUGGUGACUAUGGUACCGCUCUCCAAGCCGCCUCAGAUGGCGGCCAUCAAGAGCUCGUUCAGCUGCUAUUGAAUAAGGGAGCCGAUGGCAACGUUUAG